Molecule: messenger RNA, 2131 nt
Organism: Ipomoea nil (Japanese morning glory)
Lineage: Eukaryota; Viridiplantae; Streptophyta; Magnoliopsida; Solanales; Convolvulaceae
Product: calcium-dependent protein kinase 19-like
Exons: 8
Coding region: 323-1876 (517 amino acids)
Biological process (GO): protein autophosphorylation; peptidyl-serine phosphorylation; intracellular signal transduction
Cellular component (GO): cytoplasm; nucleus
Molecular function (GO): calcium ion binding; calcium/calmodulin-dependent protein kinase activity; calmodulin binding
Source: RefSeq, a predicted model, not a curated record
GUAGAGUCCUGAACCGUUCACCGAACGUUUCGAUUAUUAUCAGCUGAUAAAGUUCUUUAUCGUCUCGUCUCUACUACUUCGUCUUUCUGUGAAGAAUGAUUCAAACUUUUAGCUUCGUUUGAUUUAUUCUUCUUACCAAGUCUCACUAAAUUUACACAUUUCCCUUUCUGCACUCCUGGAAACAAGUGAAAGCUUUUUUUUUUCUUGAUUACAACCAAAUUCUCAAUCUGGGCAGUGACCUUUUGCUAAACCCAGUUCUUGAUUCUUCUUCAUUUUGAGUGGAAUCUCAUUUUUCGCCUUCCUGGAAGACUGAAAUAGAGAAAUGGGUCUGUGUUUAGGCAAGGAUAAGCCUGCAGAGUCAAAGGCCAAUGGGUAUCAUGGUGAAAUUGUGAAUCAGAAUCAAAUUCAGUACACAAAAUCUCCUGGCCCAGAAGCUCAACUGCCUGUGGUGAGGCCUCAACCAAGCCCAAAACCAGCUUUCAGGUCAGAUACAAUUCUGGGAAAGGCAUAUGAAGAUGUUAGGUCACAUUAUAGUCUUGGGAAAGAAUUGGGUAGGGGCCAAUUUGGGGUUACUUAUCUUUGUACUGAGAUCAGUAGUGGUCAACAAUAUGCUUGCAAAUCAAUAUCCAAGAAAAAGCUUGUUACCAAGGCUGAUAAGGAGGACAUGAGAAGAGAGAUUCAGAUUAUGCAGCACUUGAGUGGGCAGCCUAAUAUUGUUGCCUUUAAAGGUGCUUAUGAGGACAAGAGCUCUGUUUAUCUUGUGAUGGAGCUUUGUGCUGGUGGAGAGCUGUUUGAUAGGAUCAUUGCUAAUGGGCAUUAUAGUGAAAAGGCUGCUGCCUCGCUUUGUCGGUCCAUUGUGAAUGUUGUGAAUGUUUGCCAUUUUAUGGGCGUAAUGCACCGUGAUCUUAAGCCAGAGAAUUUCUUGCUGUCUGAUAAAGCUGAAAAUGCUGCCUUGAAGGCAACCGAUUUUGGCCUCUCUGUGUUCAUUGAGCAAGGAAAGGUGUACAAGGAUAUAGUUGGAAGUGCUUACUAUGUUCCUCCUGAAGUGUUGCGACGUAAGUAUGGGAAGGAAGCAGACAUCUGGAGUGCAGGUGUUAUAUUGUACAUAUUACUCAGCGGUGUCCCUCCGUUCUGGGCUGAAACUGAGCGGGGAAUUUUUGAUGCUAUACUUGAGGGAGAAAUUGACUUCGAAAGUGAACCGUGGCCUUCUAUAUCGAGUAGUGCCAAGGACCUGGUACGAAGGAUGCUAACGGAAGAUCCAAAGAGACGCAUUACUGCUGCUCAAGUUCUUGAGCAUCCAUGGAUGAGAGGAGGAGAAGCGUCUGAUAAACCAAUAGACAGUGCAGUCCUCUCGAGAAUGAAGCAAUUCAGAGCGAUGAACAAACUCAAAAAGCUUGCCCUUAAGGUAAUUGCAGAAAAUCUCUCGGCAGAAGAAAUCCAGGGGCUGAAAUCUAUGUUCAUGAACAUGGAUACCGAUAAGAGUGGCACGAUUACAUAUGAAGAGCUGAAGACUGGAUUGGCUAAACUCGGGUCCAAGCUCACAGAAUCUGAAGUCAAGCAGUUGAUGGAAGCUGCAGAUGUGGAUGGAGAUGGCUCAAUUGACUAUAUAGAAUUCAUCACUGCUACAAUGCACAAACACAGGCUAGAAAGAGAAGAGAAUCUAUACAAAGCAUUUCAGUAUUUUGAUAAAGAUAGUAGUGGGUUUAUAACUCGAGAUGAACUGCAAACAGCUCUGAAGGAACAUGGAAUAGCUGAUGCAGAAACUAUAAAAGAGAUUAUAGCUGAAGUGGAUAUAGACAAUGAUGGAACCAUCAACUAUGAAGAGUUCUGCACCAUGAUGAGAACUGGAAGCAAACAGCCAGGCAAGCUCUUCUAACAUCAUGUAAUUUAUGCUCUGGGAUGGCCAUGGAAUCAUUGUAGCUUUACUGGCUGGCCAGUAAUUGUAUUGAGAAAUUUCUUUCAGUAUCUGUUCUUACCUCAUAUUUAUAACAAGAACAAAUGUAUUAUGAUAAAUAUAAAACCCACAUUUAUUGCUGGAAGAGAAAGUUGAAUUACAAUUCAACAGCCACCCCAUGACAUGACUAUGGGCAUGGAAAUCAAUUCAAAAUGAAAAAUUCAGGAAAAAAAAAAA